GCUCCUCCUCCCCGGGUCGACCAAGCCGGAGAGCACCCUUGCGCACAAAAAGCAAAGCAGAGCCUGUGUCAGUUGGGCAGCCACAGAACAGAAGAAACCGAACCACAACACAAACAAACACGCCAUGGUGAUGGAGGAGGCGAUGGACGGCGAGAUGAGCUUGUCCAACAUGGUGCUGGGCUUCUUCGAGGACUUCGAGAGGGAGCGGCGGCCGGAGGACGACGACGACGACGAGGGCUCCGGCGCCGGCGACGCCGCCGAGAGCAAGGCCUUCUGGCAGGCCCAACGCGCCCAGCUGCAUGAGGCCCUGGCCAAGAGCAGCUCGGCCGAGAGCAGGAUCCGCGCGGACACGGAGGCGGCCGUCGAGAGCAUGCGCGCCGCGGCGGGCGGUGCGGCCUGCUCCUGCUCCUGCUCCUUCACGGGCCGCCCCGCGGCCGCCGGGGACUGCCGGCGCUGCAUGCUCCGGCGCGUCGCCGAGCGGCUGCGCGACGCCGGGUACAACAGCGCGCUCUGCACGUCCAAGUGGACGCGCUCGCCGGACAUCCCUUCAGGCGAGCACAGGUACGUGGACGUGGUGGUGCAGACGAGGAGCGGCAAGGCGGUGCGCGUGGUGGUGGAGCUCAGCUUCCGCGCCGAGUUCGAGGUGGCGCGCGCCGGCGCGGAGUACCGGGCGCUGGUGGCCGCGCUGCCCGAGGUGUUCGUCGGCCGGGCCGACCGGCUGCGCGCCGUGGUCAAGGCCAUGUGCGCCGCGGCCAAGCAGUGCAUGAAGGAGAACAACAUGCACAUGGGGCCCUGGAGGAAGCACAAGUACAUGCAGGCCAAGUGGCUCGGCACGCCCGAGCGCACGGCGGCGGCGCCGCCGCCGGUGGUUCCCCCGGUGACGGUUGGCUCGCCGGAGAAGCCGACCAAGUUCAGGGCGUCCAUGCUGACCUUCGACUUCAGCCGGACGGCGGUGGAGGUUGUGUGAUGACAGCGUGACGUGCGUACAGCGAGGAUUGUUACCGCGGAGCUCCAUGUUCAUUACAGUUGUAGUGUACCCCGGACUUUAGGUUUUUUGUCAGGAUCCAGAACUUCAGAAUGUUGAAUUGGUAGCCAAUCGAGCCGAUUUAGUAUAAGCUUGUGACAUAGUAUCAUUCGAUACCCGUCACUGUAGAGAAAACGCAAGUUCUGAAUUUUCUGAAUAUGUCACUGAGGAAUUAUUCUUGUUGCAAGGGAAUAAAACUGAGCUUCACUUGCACUGAUAAA
This is a messenger RNA of Panicum virgatum (switchgrass), 1245 nucleotides long. RefSeq lists its product as uncharacterized. Lineage: Eukaryota; Viridiplantae; Streptophyta; Magnoliopsida; Poales; Poaceae. The record is from RefSeq and is a predicted model, not a curated record. The transcript is spliced from 3 exons. Bases 125 to 967 code for a protein of 280 amino acids.